UAGGCUAAAGAUGUACCAGCGAUGAUAUUUAGAAAGCAAGGCAGGAGGAGAGAACUAAAUGUUGUAAAAGACGAAAUGGGAAUAAAUAUAGCCUCGAGAUCACCGCAUUGGCGUGUCUGUUCCCCUUGUCUUCCUCUUCCAAGCGGCUUCACCCCUUUCCUCUGGCCACCGUCUUCGCUUUCCAGGCAGGAGAGGGGCGAGUGCGGGGGCGCGCCGUGCCGUGUGGUGUACGACGAGGCAUUCCUCCGAGAGGCCGACGCCGUAGUGAUCAGGCCGACCGUGCGUCGCCUGCCGCGCGCCAGGUCGCCGAGCCAGCUCUGGGUGCUGUUCUCCGUGGAGGCGCCGACAC
Penaeus vannamei (Pacific white shrimp) is the source of this 349-nucleotide messenger RNA. The record is from RefSeq and is a predicted model, not a curated record. Lineage: Eukaryota; Metazoa; Arthropoda; Malacostraca; Decapoda; Penaeidae.